Messenger RNA from Pristis pectinata (smalltooth sawfish), 2617 nucleotides. Its product is annotated as adhesion G protein-coupled receptor F5-like. The coding region runs from base 1 to 2268 and encodes 755 amino acids. Gene Ontology annotation, cellular component: membrane. The record is from RefSeq and is a predicted model, not a curated record. Gene Ontology annotation, molecular function: G protein-coupled receptor activity; protein dimerization activity. Gene Ontology annotation, biological process: G protein-coupled receptor signaling pathway; cell surface receptor signaling pathway. Lineage: Eukaryota; Metazoa; Chordata; Chondrichthyes; Rhinopristiformes; Pristidae. The transcript is spliced from 8 exons.
AUGGACAAUCUUCUGAAAACUCUGCUGGAAAUGGAUGAUGGUGUGGGACUCAUUAAUAUGGACAUGAUUUCUGGCAUCAGCUGGAAAUAUGAAGAAGACAAGUUUGAGUCUAACCAGGUUCCAUCGCAUCACGGUUUCUUGCCAGCAUCAUCUUUUGAAUUAUUCUCUCCUUCUCCACUUCACUUCCCAGAGAUGAAAAACAGCAUACCUUUGGGCACUCAUUUCAUGCAAUCCUCACCGCAAAUCUGGGCCAUUGAAGAGAAGGGAACAUCAUCCCGGAGGCUCCAAGAACUGCCCAAAGCAAAGAUGUCAGGUAAACGCCGGAUGAAAGCGAGUGAGAGAGAAAAGCUGAGAAUGAGGAGGCUUGCUCAUGCCCUUCACACACUACGGAGUUUUCUACCACCCAAUUACAGCCAGCGAGGGGAAGUGCUCCAAUUUUGUGCUGAUCACAUCUAUAACAUUACUGAGGUUAAUAAAUCAGCAAGUAUAAAUUGUUCAGAUGGUCAGACUGGAAAGAAAAUAAAAAGGUGUCAAACAGAUGGAAAGUACGGAAAAGAGGAAGACUUUUGUGUUUCACCUCAGCUCAACAAUAUUCUGCAGUCAGCUAAGAACUCAACAAAUUUAGUAAAGGAGCUUCCCAAUCUUGUUGGAGCGUUAGCCAAUUUUACAAAACCCCAGGGAAAAAUAACACCCGGAAAUCUUGCAGCCUCAGUUGAUACCCUCAAAGUCUUUUCUUCAGUCUCAAACGUGUCUCUGAAUCAGUCUGUCAUGGAGAAUUUUCUUUCAGUAGUAGAUUUAGUGAUUGAUGAAAAUUCAAUGUCGGCCUGGGAGUCUGUGAAAUCUGAACAGAAAAAUUCCACCUCUGAAUUACUGAAGUCAGUAGAAGAUUUUACCAGAUUACUAUCACCAAUUAAUCAAACUUUCAACAUCAUAAAACCAAAUAUUCAGCUGAAGGGCAUCAAGGUUGAGUCUGGCAAAAAUUAUAAUAUACACUUCAAUGCUAUCAAGGUCCAAAAUAAAUCAAUAAGUAAUGCUGUGUUCGUUAAUCAAAAUGAACUGGAGAGAUUAAGAAAGGACUCUCUUGUUAUGAGCAUUGCAUUACCAACAAUGAACAAUCUCCUAAGCCAACCUGCGAGUAACUCCAAAUUGAAUAGUCUUGUCAUGGCAACAACUGCAGAAGAUAGCUCAAUUGCUAUUAAGAUGGAUUUCAUGCUACUGGAUCCCACACUUAAUCAAUCAAGUGCACAAUGUGUGCAUUGGAACCUCAGAACUGGAGAAUGGGAUUCAGAAGGAUGCACGCAUGAACUAAAUGGAAACAAUGUUACAUGCAACUGUAACCACCUGACAUCCUUUUCUCUCCUGAUGUCCAAAAGAGCAGAGCUUCAUGAGACCAAAACUUUGAAUACUAUAAACAGGAUUGCUCUUGGAAUAUCUCAGGGAAGCUUGAUAAUUGGGAUUAUUAUAGAGGCAAUCGUAUGGAAGAAUGUCACCAAAAAUAAAACCUCACUUGCCCGUCAUAUUGCGAUUCUGAAUAUUGCCCUAUCUCUACUGAUUCUGAAUGCAUCAUUCAUUGCACGUGAAUAUCUGGAACCAAAGAUCUUGAUCUGUACAGUAGUCAUUUUUUUUGUACACUUCUUUCUUCUUGCCUUGUUUUUUUGGAUGUUCACUCUUGCCCUGCUACUUCUUUACCAUUUAAUUUUUCUUCUCAAAGAUUUCAGCAAAUCAUCUAUGAUGCUAAUCUCAUUUAGCUUGGGCUAUGCAUGUCCAUUUGUAAUUACUGCCAGUGUGUUUGUUCAUGCCUAUAUAAAGAAGCAUUAUAUUGAAGUGGACAAGUGCUGGAUCAAUGCAAGGAAUUCCUAUCUUCACUAUACUUUUAGCAUGGUGCCAUUGGUCAUCGUUGGAAUCAACCUCCUCAUUACAUUAUUUGCCAUAGUUAAGAUGUUGCGACCAGCUGUUGGGGAGAAGUCCAGCGAUAAUAUAAAUGAGAAAAAUUCAGUCAGAAAAAUUGUAAGAUGCGUUGUGAUCCUAACUCCACUCCUGGGUCUCACCUGGAUACUUGGAUUUAUGUUUCUGGAUAAACCUACUCAUAUUGCCUUAAGUUAUUUAUUUGAUAUUCUCAAUGGGCUUCAGGGAUUCUUUAUUUUGCUUUUUGGGAUAAUCAUGGACAGUAAGGUACAAGAGGUUCUGAAACAAACACUGCUGUCACGAACUCCCUCGCAGAAGUCGCUUACAGGGACCAGUUCAACUGCAAAUUCAACUACUUACUGAGAAUCUGGUUGUGAGAUACUUUCAGAUAAAAGGAUCACUCAAGAUAUUGCUCAACAUUUACACUCAGGAGGUCAAAGUACUUCACAGGAUCAGAAUCGAAAAACAAACAUGUGCAUAUGCUGAAAUCACUCAGUAGGUCAGGCAGCAUUUGGGAGUGAAACACAGUUCACAUUUCAGAUUAAUGACCUUACAUCAAUGAACUCAUUAAAUAUGAAAGGUUUUCAACCUGAAGCGUUCACUCAUUUUCUUUCUCUGUGGAUGCUGCCUGACCUGCUGAGUGUUAACAACAUUUUCUGUUUUGCUCCACAAGACAUUCUAUUCAUAUAAUAUAGAUUUCUUCAUGAUUUGU